Tuber aestivum (summer truffle) is the source of this 5132-nucleotide messenger RNA. The record is from the annotation of a GenBank genome assembly. Lineage: Eukaryota; Fungi; Ascomycota; Pezizomycetes; Pezizales; Tuberaceae.
AUGAUUCUCCCCGAGCCAAGUCUUGCUGCUCACAGACUGCACGCGGAGAACAGCCAGAGGUUCAGAUCCGCUGGCAGACCUCCCAAUUCCUUGCAGUCCGUCCAAACACCUUCCUCCUCGGCGGAUCCCUCCUCGUCUAUGGCAGUUUACGGCGUGUGGAAACCUGGCAGAGGAACUGUUUCCCGCGCGGCCACAUCGUCGCCUUCGAACGACGCUAGCAAUAACAGAGACUCGCACGACUUGCAGCUCUCAAUGGGCACCGGUAGAGAGUCACUGGUUGACAACCUCCUUUUGUCGUUCGACAGGUUCGGCGAUGGGCCUUUAGGGGCCUUCGAUACCUCUCCUUAUUUCUCAACUGUUGAUGAACUGGGUGACGAGGACAACCUGUCGAACUACUCCCAAACAGAUCCUGUGUCGCGUGGCAGACGCUCAAACAGCACCAGCAACCAUCAGUCGCGUAUAGGCAACUUCUCAGGCACAAGCAAUGCUGGCCAGACGAAUAGGCGAGUCGGCUCUUUUGAUAAUGGAGCUGAUGGCUUCGGUGCCGGAUACGACUUCGGGAGGGAGUUGCGCUCUCGAGGCUGUGGACUGGGCACGUCGCAUGGGUAUACAAACGCUGCAGCUUACGAUACUUAUGAUGCGGCGCCUCCUCCUUCCAUAAGGAGUGGACCCAGGAACCGAACACCUUCUCCACCAAGAUCUCCCCGUCUUGUGCGACGCCCAUCCAACAAGUCUGCAAAGAGUUUAAGGAGAGACCAGCAGCACCAGUUCAAUCCUCAAUCCGACAACCCCAUCACUCUUCCUCCCUUACCAGCCUUCGUGACCCCGGCGACGAUUGCUGCACCCAUGAGCCCCUCCAACAACAAGAGCAGUGGCCGUCCCGGAUUUUUUAGGCGUGUCUUUGGCGUUGGAGGAGGAAGUGGGAAUAACGGCAGUUCGAGCAAAUCAAACGCUGCCAACCUAACCGGCCGGGAAACAACAAACACGGGCGCCAAUUCACAGUCUUCCGGUUCCCCGCAGUCAACCAUCAACAAAAAACCAUCGUUCUUUAGGCGCCGGAAGAAAUCUGUCUCGGAUGCAAUAUCGCAACCCGUUGCCCCUCUGCCAUUGCGCUCUACGGAGCCACUUUUGGUUGAAAACUCCCACCCGAGCCCGGCGACCUCUCUGGGCACUGCAAUGAACCCCUAUCUUCGGUCACCCGUGAAGUCUCCGGGCUUCGACCUGGAUGAGUAUAAUGAAUCGGCAUAUCUUCAGAGAGGAGCAACCAUCCGGACAGUAGCUUCGUCGGACCCUAUAUCACCCAAGCGCCCGACUUUCUUUGGGGAAAGCAUGCGGCACAGGGAUAGCGGUAGUCAUUUCAACGACGAUUAUAGUGGCACGGGAAAUGUGUACAGGAAGGAAACAAGAUAUGCAAGGGGGAACGGGAAUGCAGAUCGCAGCCCCAGAACGAGGGAUGACUGGGAUAGGCCUCAAACCAGUCCUUAUUCCCCAAAUAAACAGAGCUUUUUGCAGGAUAACGAAGAAAAGGAAAUGCGGUGGCCCCCACUGGCAACAAAGUCGAUUUUGUCAACCAGGCGGAGUGUUGGUAAUGUCGCACUCGAGCGGGAGCGGCAGGCGUCGAUUGCAUCGAGUCUCGAUAAGCCCAGACAAGGGUCCGUGGUAGCUAAAGAACAACCCAUAGCUACGGUGCAAGAAAUCGAGGCUCAUCAUGCAAAGCUUGAAAGGCUGCAGAGAGAAGCACGUGCAGAGAAGGCACUUGAGGUUGAUACAAAAAAAUUAGAAAAUGGGGGGGGUAAGGAAGCUGAAGCGUCAUGGCUCAGCACAGUCACACCCGCUACCACCGGGACACCUACGGUCAUGCUGCAGAGGGAUGGUCCAGGUGAAAAGGCCGAACCCUUGCGGGAAGAGGACCCAGACAAUGAGGAACCUUCGGAGGAGGAACGUGAGACGGCUAGGAGGGUAUUCGAAGGUGAUGAGGAAAUAAUUGCCAAGGGAAGGGUCACGGGCUGGCUAGGUGAAACGUAAGUAUUCUUGAUUUAUGCUUUCCGGGUGAUUACUACUGACUGGCCCACCAUUUUAGUGGAGCAUCUGGGACGAGGAUCCGCAAGGCUUAUAUGGAGUUGUUCGAUUGGUCAGGGAUUAAUAUAUUGUCCACUCUGCGAAUCUUCUGUGGACGCCUUGUUUUUAAGGGCGAGACACAGCAAGUUGACAGGAUAAUGGAUGCGAUCGCAAAGCGGUGGUGUGAAUGCAAUCCUCGCCAUGGAUUCAGACUGAUAGGUAUAUUGGGUUAUAACUACAUGAUAUCGAACUGAACACGAGUGCUAAUUUUGUCCCAGAUGUUGUUUUCACGAUUCUCUAUUCCCUGCUCUUGCUCAACACAGAUCUACACAUAGCCGAUAUCCCCCAGUCCCAGAAGAUGACAAGGACCCAAUUCAUCAAAAAUACCAUGAGCAGUAUCCGGAGGAUUGUUGCUGAGGCCCCAGUGGGAUCGAAACCCGUUCAUCACAAUACAUUCCCCCCAAGGUCGCAGACACCCUUUCGCCCAUGCGAUGACGAUGAUGGCCCCGGAAUUAGCGCACCACCUUCCGCGACAUUCCCCUUGGCCGUCAGAGAGAGGAAAAUGAGCGAAUCUCGCACCUCUUUGGACCUCGCCAGGGGCACAAAGAACUCUAGCAAAGCGAGUGGAAUUGGAAAUUUGAGUCCUAAGGGAGCUGGUGACGCGGGCGAAAAGACGGAUCAUGAUAUGGGUGGUGGGCUUGCUUUAGUCAAAGCGCCACUUGGCGGUGGUGGUGGAAUCCGAGCCUGGGAGACCCAGAUUGAGAGUGUGCUGAAAGACUUUUACACGUCGGUCAAGGCAUCUGCACUCCCCCUUCAUGGCACACCCCAGGAAAAGGCUGUUGAGGCGCCUCAUCACAGCUCACUUUCGGUUUUUGGCUCCAACGUUCUGCGGCGAUCGCCGAGCACUGUUAGCAGGGCCCCCUCAGAGCUUAGUGUCUCUGCUCGCAAUAAUCGUGACAGCAAACUAGGCGCAAAGUGGACGGCCAAGGAUCGGUCUCGGCCCAGACUCUACAAUGGCUCGUAUGCGGGCUCCAGUCGGACUAGUCUCGAGGACCGAUCGAUGUGGAGCCCCUCCGCAUCCAGCACCUGGAGCAAAUACUCCCUUGACAAGACCCAGACUUCUAUGUCUGUUGAUUCGCUGGGCUCAGCAUUUACACAUGCCGACUAUGCACAAUCUAUUGGGUUUGCAAACGCUUUGAGCCAUGCUAUCAUCCGAGAGGAGGCAGCAAGCGGGACCUCAGCCGAUGACAGAGAGUCUACCUUGCUCGAGUAUGAUGAAUUGGAACUUGCGGGAGCGCCUUGGGCGAAGGAAGGGAUGCUGAAGCACAAACACCAUCUCGAAAGCAUGGACAAAAAGGCCAAGAACAGGGGUUGGACCGAAUGCUUUGCGGUGAUUGAGAGGGGAUGGAUGAGGCUUUUCCAAUUCAACCAGUCCGGGAAGAGUAAGGAUGCUGUGGUUGGAGUUGUUGGGGGCGGUAAUUGGACCGAGAACGCAGAUGCCAUCGGUUCUUUCCUUUUGCGGCAGACCAUCGCAUCAGCACUUCCACCACCCGGCUAUUCGAAGGCAAGGCCUAACGUCUGGGCCUUGUCACUUCCCUCUGGUGCUGUUCAUUUCUUCGAGGUUGGCACGGCGGAGAUUGUCAAGGAAUUUGUCUCUACAGCCAACUAUUGGGCAGCUAGACUCUCAAAGGAGCCUUUGAUCGGUGGUGUCAGUAACGUGGAGUAUGGCUGGAGUGACAACGUUCUUGGCGAGAUUGGCCCUCGCUUAACCUCAAGUGUCUCCAACACCCAUGAAUCAAGGCCUAGCCUGCAGAUUUCCAUUAGGAGCAGUCUUGACCACGGGACUGUGGUCAGACCAAGAUUGCCAGGUGACCGGGUGAACAUUACGGAUUGGGCACCUCCAAGUCAGAGCAUGGUCGCCAGCUCAUUAGGCGAGGCCGACCAGCUAAGGGCUUUGGAAACAUAUGUUGCCAACAUCGAGGCGGAACUUGCCAGGCACAAUGACUUGAGGCCUACUAUGGUCCUAACUGUAAGUCCUAGCUCUUCCUUCUUUCAAGGGUUUCAAUGCUAACAAUCAUCAGUUCUCCCCACGUCACCCAAAUUCUUCAAGGGCGAUGAAUAAUUGGGAAAAGAAGUCUAGCUACCUACUGAGGGAAAUCAUCAAGUUCAGGACAUACAUCGAGUGCUUGUCGUCUGCCAUCCAAUUACGAGGGCAGCUUCGAUCAGGCGAAACUGGAGUGAUGGUUGGUAGCGAUAAUGGGAGCAGAAGCCCCACAUCCGUAUAAAUUGCACGAACUCGAAUGAAUGUUUAAGCUUCGGGCUUUUUUUUUUUUUUUUUUUUGCUUUCCCCUUUAAUACACGCCUUUGCCUAUAUUCCAUCUUGGAUUUGCACGCGCGUUGUCACAAUAUCAGGCGGAGUGGGUGCAGUUGACCGGCGGACAGCUCUUUUAGCGAAGACUAUCAUUGUUUCCUUUUGCGGCUUUUUCAUUUUCAGCGUUUCUGUCCGUUGGGUUUCAUCCAACUCCGCCCACCCGUUUUCUCACGAUUUCGAUGCCCAUGAUGAAAUCGCUGCUUUUGAGCGUUCCUUUUGGCGUUUUUUUUUUUUGUGCUUUUCGCUCUGAUACCUGCGUUCGUAUUUCUUUUUUUAUUACAACUUUGUGGUGAGCUACCCGUAGUCUAGCUCGAGUGGUUGGCUGUUUAAUGCAAAGGAUUGGGGCGGAGACUUGGUUUCCUUCCCUCCUUUCCCUUGAGGCAUGCAUACAUACUUACAUUUAAUGCGUCAUGUCUUACGAGGAGGUCUCUGUUUCUUUCUUUCUUUCUUUCUUUCUUCCUUUCUUGCGCUCUCCCUCCCCUCCGGCGGGUGGGAAACGUACCGCUGCGACGGAUUUUCCUUCUCUUUUGGGGUUGGGGUGGGAGCGAGAGGUACGGUAGAUGCUCACAAAAGCUCCGCCCGAGUUGGUAUGGUAUGAAACUUGGCGGAGCUUAUUAGGUUAAUGUCGCGGAGGAAGGAAGGAGGAUACUAUAGUUAUCAUGGACAAAACUAAAAGCAUUGAUAACUUUGAUAGUGGACGCGC